Messenger RNA from Drosophila sulfurigaster albostrigata, 1224 nucleotides. RefSeq lists its product as uncharacterized. The transcript has 2 exons. The record is from RefSeq and is a predicted model, not a curated record. The coding region runs from base 162 to 1139 and encodes 325 amino acids. Lineage: Eukaryota; Metazoa; Arthropoda; Insecta; Diptera; Drosophilidae.
ACGUAGCAGCAGCAGAUGAAUCUGUACAGUUCUGUUGGACUUUGCUUACAAUUAAGUAGAAGCAAAUAGGCAGACAGAGGCACUCCCAAACACACACACAAAAAAACAAAAUAAAUACGAUAACAAAUCACUCCCAAAUCAAAACAGGAUCAGCUAUCAGAAUGUCCAAGCUCAGCGCUUUAUUCGUGCUCAGCUGCCUGCUGGCCUUUGCCUUGGCUGUGCCGGAGCCACGCCAGCUGCGUCAACAGCAGCAACAGCUGCGUCAGCAAUUGCAGCACUUGCAACAUCCGUAUCUCUUCUUGAGCGUGCCACGUGGACGCGCCAAUGCUGGCGCCGUGGUUCAAGGCUUUGAGAUUGUCGAAGAGCCCGAAGAUGACAUCGACCAUCUUGGCAACGAUGAUGAUGAUGAUGAAGACGAUGACGCUGCUGUGCAGCAUGACGAUGACGAUGAAGAAGACGAUGAUGAGGACGAACACGAAGCGCACUUGCAACGUGGCUUGAGCUUGGCACGCAAUGGUCAGCUGGUGCUGCUUAAGAACGAUGCCGAACAGGACGAUGACGACGAUGACGAACAGGACGAUGACGAACAGGACAACGCUGCCCCACAGCUGCCUUUGGUCCUAGCCAAACCAGGUCUGGCUCGCAAGUCCGUCGCUGGCGCUGCCAAGGCUCAGCCGCUGCUGAAGAACGCCAAGCCCACGCAAAUGAUGGUGGCCAGAGAUCAGGCCGGUGCCAUCAUGGUGCCCGAUGGCAUCGUCGAGAUCGAGGGUCAGAGCAUUGUCGAUGAGAAGACGGGCAAGGCAGCGUUGCUCGUGCCACGUGCCGCACUCGAUGCCAUUCCCGAUGGCGCCGUUGUGGCGCUCAUGGAGCGCAGCAGCGCCACCGAUGCCUUGGCCGCCGUCGGCGAGGAGCGCGCCAAUCGUGUGAUUGUGCGUCGCCGCAAGAACGCCGGCCGUCGCAACGUUGUGCGUCGUCGUCGCGGCGGUCGCCGUCCGGUGCAGCGUCGUCGCCGUGGCGGACAGCGUCGUCGUGGUGGCAACAACAGGCGUCGCAAUGUCCGUGUCGUGCGUCCCAAUGGCAAUCGCAGACGCGGCAACGUCCAGCGUCGUCGCGGUGGUCAGGUCAUGUUCCAGGGUUAAGCAGCAAUCAGCAAGCAGAAAAUCGCCGGGAGCAAACCAUACUUCUAGUAUUAUAGUUAAGCGAUACAACAGACACAAAAUGUGA